AUGAGUGGUAAAUUUGUUAGAGCUUCGAAAUACAGACACGUAUUUGGCCAGGCAGCCAAAAAGGAAUUAUGCUAUGAGAAUUUGAAAGUAACAAAGAAUGCGUGGGAUUCAAACAUCAUCCAAUCAAACGGACAGUACAUCUCUGUCAAUUGGGAUUCUUCUGGUGGUGGUGCGUUUGCGAUAAUCCCAGUCUCCGAGGUUGGUAAAGCACCCGAUACGGUUUCUUUGUUCAGAGGUCACAAGGGUCCUGUUUUGGAUACCGCUUUCAAUCCUUUCAACAAGCAAGAAAUAGCGAGUUGUUCGGAUGAUGGCAAGGUUUUGAUUUGGAAAAUACCAGAGGAUUAUUCUUUCCAUCAUUAUGUGGAUGAAAACGAGGAAGUUGUGGACAUAACCGAGCCUGUCAAGGUGCUUCUGGGCCACACAAGAAAAGUGGGGCUCAUUGAAUACCACCCAUGCGCUGAAAAUGUGUUGGCAUCGAGCUCCUUAGACUACACAGUCAAAAUAUGGAACACCGAGACAGGAGAAGAUGUAAUCACCUUGCAGCACAAAGAUUUGGUUACUUCUUUUGCAUUCAACUAUAAUGGCUCACUCUUGGCCACUACUUCAAGGGACAAGAAAAUUCGUAUCUGGGAUAUCAGAACAGGUGAAAUUGUAUCUGAAGGGUCUGGACACACAGGUGCUAAACCUUCUAGAGUUACUUGGCUUGGUAACACCGAUAAGAUAGUUACUACUGGGUUUUCGAGGCUUUCAGAUCGUCAAGUGGGAGUAUGGGACAUCCACAAUAUCGAAAAAGGUCCGAUCGAUGGGUUCUUGGUGGUUGAUGCAUCUUCAGGAGUUUUGAUUCCUUAUUUUGAUUCCGAGACGUCGAUUCUCUAUAUUGCAGGAAAGGGGGAUGGAAACAUACGGUACUACGAAUUUGACAAUGACAGCAACAUCUUGUAUGAGUUAUCGCAAUAUGCCUCAACCGACCCACAAAGAGGAUUUGCCGUUAUACCAAAACACGCCGUUAAUGUAAAAGAUAACGAAGUUGUGCGCGCAUACAAGACUGUUCUCGAUAAUGUGAUUGAACCCAUUAGUUUUAUUGUUCCUAGAAGAUCAGAAUUGUUUCAACUGGAUAUUUUCCCAGAUUGUCCAUCCACCAAGCCAGCACUCAGUGCCAAGGAGUGGUUUGAUGGAAAAACAGUCAAUGGUCCAAUAUUGAUGACAAUGGAAGCAGUAUAUGAAGGCAAAGAGCCAACUUUAACAGAGAGUAAACCACCUGGCUCGUCGUCAUCUAUCAAAAAAGAGACUAAACAGACAGAGGAGCCAAGAAAAGAGGAAACUAGUAAGGACGAUUUGGAGUCAAAGAAAGAGUUGACGAAUUUAGCUGUCGACACUGAUGUUAAAGAGCCUCAACAAAGAGAAAUUGGUGUUUCCAAACCUGACCAAACUCUUGACAAUGUGUUGAAAGGAUCGAAAAAGGUGGAUGGCUUACUAGACAAAGUAGGUGACCAAUCAGACGAUGAAGAUGAUCCUAGUAAGUCUAAUGACGAGGACGACGAAAGCUGGGAAGAUGUUCCAAAACCAGAGAUUAGAAAGUCGGGGAACUCGCUUGUUAAGGAUACUUCUCCCGUGUCCAAAUCCGAAUCUGUGACUGCAUCUGAAUCAAAGAAGAGCGAUUCAGAAAGCAGUGGCGAUGAUAAAGUGAUCUCAAAGGACAAAGUAGCUGAUGUCAGGGACGAAGAGAAGGAAAAAACACCCGAAGUAAGCACAAAAGAUGGGCUGAAUGUUGAAAACGCAGACAUUAAGGAAAAGAGCGCCAACGCUCACACUCACACCACUACCAGUACCACCCCCACCACCACCAACAACAACAACAACGACAACAUCAGCAGCAGUAGCAUCAACAGCGCUAAUAAUGCAAAGGCAGCAGCAACAACAACAACAUCAACAAUAUCAGCAAACUCUUCCGAUGCAACAGUACACUCACCAGGAAGCUCCAUUUCCGAUUCAAAGACAAAGGAAACGGAAACAUCAGAACAAUCAAAAGAUCAAGAUUCAAAGAAAAAGCCAACUUUAACAUCCACUGUUGAAAGACUAGCAUCACUUGUUGAGCAACUUCAGAACCAAAUCUCAAAGUUGGAGGAAAUCAAUUCCUCAAAGGAGGAAAGGUUACAAGCCUUGGAGAAAAAAUUAGACGCCUUGAACUCCGCUUAA
Molecule: messenger RNA, 2196 nt
Organism: Lodderomyces elongisporus
Lineage: Eukaryota; Fungi; Ascomycota; Pichiomycetes; Serinales; Debaryomycetaceae
Gene: CRN1
Product: Crn1p
Exons: 2
Coding region: 1-2196 (731 amino acids)
Biological process (GO): actin filament organization
Molecular function (GO): actin filament binding
Source: RefSeq, a predicted model, not a curated record